Molecule: messenger RNA, 1628 nt
Organism: Paramecium pentaurelia
Lineage: Eukaryota; Ciliophora; Oligohymenophorea; Peniculida; Parameciidae
Source: the annotation of a GenBank genome assembly
UAUGACUACGAACAUAAGUUGUCUUAACUUCUAUAAGGGAAAAUCUUUAUUAAUAUCUGGUUGUACAGGCUUUGUAGCUAAAGUUAUAUUGGAGAAAAUUUUAAGAGUUUUGGAAGUUAAGAGAGUUUAUGUGUUAGUGAGAGCUAAGAAAGGUCAAUCAGUGACAGAGAGAUUCAAUAAAGAGAUAAUCAAUUCUUAAUGUUUUGAUAGGAUUCGUAAACAAAAAGGAGCAGAUUUUCAAAAAUUUAUUGAAGAAGUUGUAAAACCUGUAGAUGGAGAUCUAAUUAAACCUCAUUUAGGACUUAAUAAAGAAAUUACAUAAGAGCUUAUAGAAAAUGUCAAUAUUAUCAUAAAUAGUGCUGCCAGUGUUGAUUUCAAUUCUCCAAUUAAAGUUGCCUUGGAAAUAAAUUAUUAUGGAGUUCAAAAAGUGUUAGAGUUAGCUAAGCAAUGUAAACAUUUAGAAAAUUUCAUUCAUGUAUCCACUGCCUAUGUUAAUAGUGAUAAAUUUGGGUAUAAUUUAUUGUUGAUUUACUAAGAUUCAUUGAGGAAAAGAUCUAUCAUCCAUAAAAAGACGUUGAAUCCUUCGUUUCAAUGUUAUAUAGAUCAUCUUAAAAUUUUGAUGAAAAAUAAUAAAAAUUGGCAUUAGACAAAUUUCCAAAUACAUAUACAUUUACAAAGAACUUGGCUGAAUAGAUGUUAGCAUAGUUAAGACCUCCGAAUAUGUAAAUUACUAUCAUCAGACCAACAAUAGUUGGAUGUUCAUUUAGAGAUCCUAUUCCUGGUUGGGUAAUAUCGAUUGUUAUAAAAAGAUUGAUAAUUUGGUUGGUGGUGCAGCAGUGAUCUUUUUUGCAGGGAUUGGUUUAGUGAAAAUAUAUAAAGGGAAAGAGAAUUUAAUAACAGAUUAAGUUCCUGUUGAUUUUGUAUCUGAUAUGACAUUGGUUGCAGGUGCAUAUGAAGCAAAUAAAAAUAAUUACUAAAUAUAUCAUUGUGGUACUAGUGCUAGAAAUCCUGCUCCAUGGAAAAUGACUAAAGAUACUUGUGUGGAAUAUUGGAAUGCAAAUCCACCAAGUGUAAAAGUUUCACCAUGUACCAUAGAGAUUAAUAAUAAUCUAUGUUAUUAUAGAUAUAUGAAUUUCAAAAGAAAAAUGGGUGCAAUGGCUUUAAAGACUUUUGCUGAUACAUUUGGAAAUCCAUCUUAAAAGAAAAAUGCUGAUCGUUAUCUUAAGGUAAUUGAUAAGGCUGAUACAAUUAAUAAGACUUUUAAACAUUUUAAUAGAAAUGAAUGGGUAUUUUCUUAAGAAAAUGUAUUAUAAUUAAUGAAUUGUUUAUCAAGAGAUGAAUAGGGAAUAUUUUUAUUAGAUGUGACUGAAAUGGAAUGGAGGUAUAAAUUAUAUAAUAAAAAAAUAUUAGAUCAUAUAUGAUGACAUUUCAUUAUGGACUUUAAAAAUUCAUAUUGAAAGAAAAUGUAUAACCACCUGUAGAUGAAGAACCAACUGAUUUAUUAAGAUCUUGGAAGAGUGGAAAUUUUACUGAUUUAAAAUGGAUUGUAGAAAAAUAAAAACUUCCAGUAGAGAAUAAAAAUUAUACAAUGAAUGGUUUAUUUAAUAGAUAGAAAGCUAAAUUAUGAA